This is a messenger RNA of Amorphotheca resinae ATCC 22711, 2163 nucleotides long. RefSeq lists its product as hypothetical. Lineage: Eukaryota; Fungi; Ascomycota; Leotiomycetes; Helotiales; Amorphothecaceae. The transcript has 2 exons. The record is from RefSeq and is a predicted model, not a curated record. Gene Ontology annotation, biological process: amino acid transmembrane export from vacuole. Bases 249 to 2060 code for a protein of 603 amino acids.
AUUUGCAGCUGCCAGAUAUUACGCUUGAAGUCAUCUAUAUAGUUAUGGAGUUCUUCUAAUCUGCCACUGGGUCAAAGACCACUCUCUUUGAAGAGGCAUUCACGUGAUGAACGUCAUCGAUGCCGAGUAAGCCGAAACGAAACGUGCUAGCUUUAGGCCGAAGCAACGACUUCGUCCCGCGUUAAACUUCACAAUCGCUACUCAAUGAAUAAGACCGGGCAGGACCUUUGAGGGUAUAUAUUUAACAGAUGGAAGAUGGCCGCGCAGCAGGGCGCCGUGCUCCGCGCUACAAAGGAGAAGACACAAGCCAGACGACGGAACGUGAGAUUCGAGGCUGGUAUCUUUACGGCGUCGCGGCGGAAGUGUUCGCGGUCUGUGGAGUGGGCUCGUUCCUCCCCGUGACAUUGGAACAGCUUGCCAAGGAGAAUGCGGUCCUCUGGUCUGAUAGAACGACCUCCUGCAUGUCGAAAGCUGCGGCGGGCGUUGGAGAUGCUGUCAAUACGACGGCGCCAGCCUUGCUCGCAAGAGCCUCAGCACCCGAGAAUACCCAAUGUAUUAUCCGUCUCUUUGGGUCCGAGAUCACCACUUCUAGUUUUGCUAUGUAUACCUUUUCUGCGGCUGUAUUUAUACAGGCCCUAGCACUCGUCUCGUUCAGCUCAGUUGCGGACCAUGGUGAUUAUCGGAAGAGACUUCUAGUUGCAUUUGGAUUUACUGGAGCCAUAUCCUCAAUGCUGUUCAUUCUUGUCGUCCCCAAAAUCUAUCUUCUUGGCGCUAUUCUGGUGGUCGUCGGUGUCACUUGUCUUGGAUCUUCUUUCGUCCUGCUCAAUGCUUUCCUUCCACUACUUGUGGCGAACCAUCCCUUAGUAGUUACCGGAGGUCGUUCCAACCAAGAUUCUUCAUCUAUACCCUUGGAGUCUCUAUCUCCUGACAGAGACUCGGUUGACGAUGAAGAAAGAGAUGAUCGUCGAGCCUUUCCAUCAGUGUCCAAAUCAACUACCACGGAGCUCCAACUAUCCUCUAAAAUCUCGUCUAAAGGCGUGGGCAUUGGAUAUAUCGCUGCAGUCUUUGUCCAGAUUCUCAGCAUCUUGGUACUUUUCCUCAUGUCGAAGAAGAAGAAUGUCUCAUCGACCCUUCCCCUUCGAUUGGUCCUCCUCAUGGUCGGAAUAUGGUGGUUUGCCUUCACCAUCCCCUCCUCAAUGUGGCUUCGCGACCGCCCUGGCCCCCCUCUCGAGACUGCAUCCUCCCAUCGCAACAAAUGGCGUGCAUUCGUAGCCUAUUUCUCCUUUGCUUGGAUCUCAUUAUGGAAAACCAUCAAGGUUGCGAUAAAGCUCCGCCAAAUGAUAAUCUUCCUAAUCGCCUGGUUCCUCCUCUCCGACGCCAUCGCCACCGUCUCCGGCACCGCCAUCCUCUUCGCGCGCACCGAGCUGAAAAUGGGCACCGUCGCCAUCGCCCUCCUAUCCAUAACCUCCAUUUCAUCCGGCAUCGCCGGAGCCUUCUUCUGGCCCAUCAUCUCCCGGCGUUACGGUCUACAAACCAACCGCACGAUCGUCGCCUGCGUCGCAUUCAUGGAGAUCAUCCCUCUGUACGGCCUCCUCGGCUACCUCCCCUUCGUGCAAGCCUGGGGCGUCGGCGGGCUUCAGAAAGCCUGGGAGAUCUACCCGCUAGGCAUCAUCCACGGAUUCGUCAUGGGCGGCCUCUCCUCGUACUGCCGCUCCUUCUUCGGACUCCUGAUCCCGCCGGGCAGCGAAGCCGCCUUCUACGCGCUCUACGCCAUCACGGAUAAAGGAAGCUCGGCCUUCGGCCCCGCGGUCGUGGGCUUGAUCGUUGAUGCCACGGGCCACAUCCGGCCGGCGUUCAUCUUUCUCGCGGUGCUGAUCCUGUUGCCGGCGCCGCUGGUCUGGAUGGUGGAUGUGAAGAAGGGCCAGGAAGACGCGGUGCGGAUGGCGGGCUUGCUGAAGAAGAUCCAUGCGAGUGAGAUUGAUCCGAGCGAUGAUGGAAUGGAUAUCGCCGCCGAGGAGAGAUUCCAUGAGUCGAGAGGGUUGAUGAGGGAUCAUGAUUAAUUGAUCAGAUCGAUCGACUUGUUGAUGAAUCAAUACAGGUUGUUGAAAUGUACUAUAUAGUACCUAUGUAUCAUGUCUAAAUCAUCAUCAUCAUCAUACCCCC